AUGAGUGGAAGAUCGAUGUCAAGUGACAAAGAGGAGAUGCAAGAUGGAGUGAUCGGUGUUGAUGUCAGAGCUCAGGCAAACCCCGUUGAAAUAGGGGGUCUAGUUGUCAUCGGAGAGGUAAUAACCCAGGCAGGUGUUGAAGGCAAGAUGGAGAUCAAUGGCAAGGCAGCAGGGGCUCCGCUAGGCGAGGCGCCAUGGGCAUCGUUAGGCAAGGCGCCACCGGCACCAUAUGACGAGUGA
This is a messenger RNA of Ilex paraguariensis (yerba mate), 240 nucleotides long. NCBI's taxonomy places the organism in Eukaryota, Viridiplantae, Streptophyta, Magnoliopsida, Aquifoliales, Aquifoliaceae. The record is from the annotation of a GenBank genome assembly.